AUAGAUAUAAAAAAAUAAAUUGAUAAUUUUUCGAAAAUGAAUAUCGCAAUAAUACUAAAUAUUCAAGUGUACUUAUGUAUAUUUUUCACUAUUUUACAUACUGAAGGAACACGUAGUAAAAAAGAAACUGCAACUAUCAUUAAAAAUUUUUUACAUCAACCAGGAUGGAAUAAUAUAAAUGAUGUCAGAUUAAUUAGGUAUUGGGGCAAAAACUAUGAACUGAAAGAUUUAUUUAUUGAACCUGUAACAUUAUAUAAUUGUGAUAAUUGCAUACGGAAAGCAACGUUGUUUCUUGGAUGUUCUUACAUUCAUGAUUUAAAAUUAAUAUACUUAUCAUUAAUUGAAUUUCAAGAACAUUGUUCUGAUCUAUUAAAUUCUGGCGAUGAUAGUGCGCACAAUUGUACGGUCACACUUUUAACACAAAUGAGAGAAAUUAUUCCAAUGUCAAAAUUUAUGAAUGGAGCUUUAUAUGCUAUAGAAAAAUAUCAUACUAUUCCCUGGAAUAUCCAAAAAAGAAACCAUUUUAUUUUAAGCAGUUUACUAACAAAAAUACAGGAAGAUGAAACUUUAUUGUCUACGCUGAAAAUCAGUUCGGAUUCAAUUAGAGAUGUAUUAGAGACUAUCGCGAAAAUAUUAAUCGCAAGGAAUCUUAAAAUUGAUGAUUAUAAUUUAUUUUGUUUACUAGAAGACUUAGAUUUUAAUUCAUUAUGGAAUUCGUGGAAUACAGAUUUCAACAAAUUAAGAUAUCAAGGGAAAUGUCAAGAACUUUUCAUUUUUCUUAGUGAUAAAAUUAGAAAUUUAAUCCUAACGACAAUCAUGAAAAAGUAUAUUGAACUUGGAUUUAAAUAUGACUGGAACACAAGUCAGACUUUUUUACCUUCUCUACCAUCUACCAAUAUCAAGCAAGGAACACGUAGUAAAAAAGAAACUGCAACUAUCAUUAAAAAUUUUUUACAUCAACCAGGAUGGAAUAAUAUAAAUGAUGUCAGAUUAAUUAGGUAUUGGGGCAAAAACUAUGAACUGAAAAAUUUAUUUAUUGAACCUGUAACAUUAAAUAAUUGUGAUAAUGUCAUACGGAAAGUAACGUUGUUUCUUGGAUGUUCUUACAAUUAUGAUUUAAAAUUAAUAUACUUAUCAUUAAUUGAAUUUCAAGAACAUUGUUCUGAUCUAUUAAAUUCUGGCGAUGAUAGUGCUCACAAUUGUACGGUAACACUUUUAACACAAAUGAGAGAAAUUGUUCCAAUGGCAAAAUUUAUGAAUGGAGCUUUAUAUGCUAUACAAAUAUAUCACAAUCAUUUCUUGAACACCCAAAAAAGAACCAAUUUUAUUUUAAGCAGUUUACUAACAAAAAUACAGGAAGAUGAAACUUUAUUGUCUACGCUGAAAAUCAGUUCGGAUUCAAUUAGAGAUGUAUUAGAGACUAUCGCGAAAAUAUUAAUCACAAGGCUUCUUGAACUUAAUGAAGAUAAGUUAUUAUGUUUACAAGAAGACUUAGAUUUUAAUUCAUUAUGGAAUUCAUGGAAUACAGAAUUCAACAAAUUAAGAUAUCAAGUCAAAUGUCAAGCACUUUUCAUUUUUCUUAGUGAUAAAAUUAGAAAUUUAAUCCUAACGACAAUCAUGAAAAAGUAUAUUGAACUUGGAUUUAAAUAUGACUGGAACACAAGUCUGACGUUUUUACCUGCUCUACCACCUACCAAUGUCAAACAAGAUGUCAAUUUUGAAAUGAUAGAUGAUGAUUCAGUCUUACUAAUAAAGUAUCCUGAUGGUAUGGAACCAUUUAAUAAGUACCUAUAAAUUAAUUUUUUUUGCUAAAUGUUUCUCAUAGUUCCAUUAUUAUAUACAAUAAUUGUGUUAAUUUAGUUUGUAUGCAUGAUUUAAAUAUUUAUUAGUGAACACAAUUAAUUAUUUCUAACAUUACAUUUUAUUAGUAUACUCAAAAAGUUUGUGUUAUUUACUCUUUUACACUAAUAAUAAUAAAACAAGACGCAUCACAAAAACCUAAAACAAUAUAUAAUAACAUUGUUACCUAUAUAACAAUAAUUUGAUCCAAAAUUUUGUUAAAAU
This is a messenger RNA of Daktulosphaira vitifoliae (grape phylloxera), 2064 nucleotides long. RefSeq lists its product as uncharacterized. Lineage: Eukaryota; Metazoa; Arthropoda; Insecta; Hemiptera; Phylloxeridae. The record is from RefSeq and is a predicted model, not a curated record. The transcript has 3 exons. Bases 37 to 1794 code for a protein of 585 amino acids.